Silurus meridionalis is the source of this 1116-nucleotide messenger RNA. RefSeq names its product crystallin, gamma S2 (gene crygs2). The transcript has 3 exons. The record is from RefSeq and is a predicted model, not a curated record. Gene Ontology annotation, biological process: visual perception; lens development in camera-type eye. NCBI's taxonomy places the organism in Eukaryota, Metazoa, Chordata, Actinopteri, Siluriformes, Siluridae. The coding region runs from base 478 to 1002 and encodes 174 amino acids. Gene Ontology annotation, molecular function: structural constituent of eye lens.
AAUGAAUAAAUCAUUUGAACAGAAAUGAUCCCGGACCAGUAAAAAGAGCUGAGCUGGCAAUAUGUUGCGUCAUUCAGAACAGUAGGACGAAAAAACCUAUUAUACUCGACCUCUUCACAUUCGCCAGUGGUCUUGGCAUCGGUUCCUAGGUUGGUAUUAUGCUUGUGUUUUGUGGUGCGUUCUGGGAUACUGGAUGUGUGUGUUUCAGUGUCUCAUUCAGGACCGAAUAGAGAGGGAGUAAAUGGGUGGGCUGUGGGCAGUGCUGCUAUUAUACUUCUUUAAUCCCACACUUUAUUUUCUGGAAAACCUGAACAGAGGCCUAGAAUCACUGACUCAAAAUUUGGAUCUCGUUAUCAUGACAAAGCAAUUAUCAACCACUCUACACCUGACUAAUCCUAAAUCAGGGGGGUAUUUAAGUAUUUAAAAGCAGCACUAGUGGGCCUGCGGUGAGUCAGGAAUCGAGAUCGAGGAUCCAUAAUGGGGAGGAUUAUUUUCUACAAGGACAAAAACUUCCAGGGUCGUUGCUAUGAGUGCGACAGCGACUGCUCGGACUUCCACACCUACCUGAGCCGCUGUAACUCCAUACACGUGGAGAGCGGCGUCUGGGUGGUCUACGAGCUUCCGAGCUACAUGGGCUACCAGUAUGUUCUAACUCGUGGGAAAUACCCCGAGUUCCUGUGUUGGACGGGGCUCAAUGAGCGGCUCAGCUCCUGCAGGAUAAUCCACGUUACAAGUGGGACACAGUACAAGAUGCAGCUCUAUGACGAGGCAGAUUUUGCAGGUCAGUUGUUUGAAGUCACGGAGGAUUGCCCUUCCAUUCUGGAGCGUUACCGCUUGAGAGAGGUGCACUCCUGCAAGGUCCUGAAAGGAUACUGGAUCUUCUACGAGCACCCCAAUUACCGUGGCUGCCAGUACUUCCUGGAAAAGGGCGACUACCGCAAGCCUGUGGACUGGGGCGCAGUCUCUCCCAACGUGCAGUCCUUCCGUCGGCUGACCGAGUGACCGUAACAAAAACAAGCAUGCUCGGCCGUCCCGUGUCGCGUUAGAUCUCUUGGUUGUGAUUUAAACUGAGGUCCUGGAUGAAAUAAAGUUUGGCUGGUGCUGACUGCUUGGAAA